UGCAACAUGGCUUGACUCGAUAUGUCUGCAUAAUUGCCUGGCGCGUUGACCACUCGAAGGUUUUCGGUGGCCAGCACUAACGCGCUGUACUUGCCGAUGCGCAACCGCAUCGUGAUCCCGGCCACGGUGCUGCGGCUGCCCAUGUUCUCGUCGGACGCACCCAAGGCGUUCACCUACGGCGGACUAGGCGCCGUCUUGGGACACGAGAUGACGCACGCAUUCGACCCCGUAGGCAGCAUGUGGGACGCCCGAGGCCGCAAGCGGGACUGGUGGACGGCCAGCUCGAGGCAGCUGUACGACGGCCGCCUCGGCUGCCUGCGCCUCUCGCACGGAACGGCGCAGAGCGAUGCUGACUCGGAGAACAUGGCCGACUUCGCCGGCCUGGUGUCGUCAUACAACGCCUACGCGAACCUAGGCGACAAGCAGAUGCUCAAGGAGCUGCCGUACGACGCCGAGCAGCUCUUCUUCAUCUCGUCGUGCGUCAAGUGGUGUGCCGUCGAUCGUGCCGGAUACUCGAAGCGCUACGCACCCUGGUGGGACCGCUGCAACGUGCCGCUCAAGAACAUGGAGGAGUUCGCGGAGGCCUUUCAAUGCGCCGAGGGAUCGGCCAUGCGGCCCGCACGGCGCUGCGCCUUCUGGUAGACGGCGUCCAUUAAAGCUCCCGUAGCAUUUACCCCUUCGCAGCCUUUCUUUCGUUUUGCAGCGAAUAGCUGUCUUUCGCACCUUUUCGUGGCUGGACUUUCUCCGCGGAAUUCCAACUAGCUCUUGAGAGGCAACCACGUGCACGCGGUUUUCAAGCGACAGGCUGACCUUGUAGAGUUACUAACUCUCGAGCAAAAGCCGAACGAGAAACGUGACUACUGCAAAGGCACCGCUAUGUUGCUACGGCUCAUUUUUGUAACACUAAAAGCAUUAUUAACGUUU
Dermacentor andersoni is the source of this 924-nucleotide messenger RNA. Its product is annotated as membrane metallo-endopeptidase-like 1. Gene Ontology annotation, molecular function: metalloendopeptidase activity. Lineage: Eukaryota; Metazoa; Arthropoda; Arachnida; Ixodida; Ixodidae. Gene Ontology annotation, cellular component: plasma membrane. The record is from RefSeq and is a predicted model, not a curated record. Gene Ontology annotation, biological process: protein processing.